GUACACUAGUAGGACAAGAGUACAGUUUACUAGUACGUGGACCGCGCACCGCUAUACAUCAUCAACCAUCAACUCUUUGCAUACCCGGUAAUUAAACGGUGGAAGCUUCAGAACACAUCAAUUUAAUUCAGUGCAUCAUUCGUUCACCAGGAAGGACAACAAAUCCUAAUCAUGGUUAAAGUUGGAAUUAAUGGAUUUGGCCGGAUUGGUCGCCUUGUGCUGAGAGCUGCUCUUCAACAGACAGACAUUCAAGUUGUUGGGAUCAAUGAUCCAUUCAUCGAUGCUGAUUAUAUGGUUUAUAUGUUCAAGUACGACUCUACCCAUGGAAUUUUCCAAGGAACUGUAAAAAAGGGUGGUGAUGACAUACUUCUUGUUAAUGGCAUUCCCAUUAAGGUGUUCUCGAUGAAGGACCCAUCCACAAUUCCAUGGGGUGAUAUUGGUGCUGAAUAUGUAGUGGAGUCAACUGGUGUGUUUACUACAAUAGAAAAGGCCAAAGCACACAUCAAGGCAGGUGCAAAGAAGGUCAUUAUUAGUGCUCCAUCUGCUGAUGCCCCAAUGUUUGUUAUGGGAGUUAACAAUAAAAAGUAUGACAAGAAUGUGGACCACAUUGUAAGCAAUGCAUCUUGCACAACGAACUGCCUUGCACCAUUAGCUAAAGUGAUAAAUGAUAAGUUUGGCAUUGCUGAGGGGUUGAUGACAACAGUGCAUGCCUAUACUGCAACACAAAAGACAGUGGAUGGACCAAGUGCAAAGAAAUGGCGUGAUGGUCGUGGUGCUCACCAGAACAUUAUCCCAGCUUCCACAGGAGCUGCUAAGGCUGUUGGGAAAGUUAUCCCAGAGCUUGACAAGAAACUGACAGGAAUGGCUUUUCGUGUUCCAGUACCAGAUGUGUCUGUGGUUGAUCUGACUGUACGUCUUCAGAAAAGUGCUUCUUAUGAUGAGAUCAAGGCAGUCAUUAAAGCAGCUUCAGAGGGGGAACUUAAAGGAAUUCUUGGAUACACCGAAGACCAGGUGGUGUCUAUGGAUUUCCGUGGGGAUGCUAGAUCCAGUAUUUUUGAUGCUAAUGCUGGUAUUGCUCUAAAUGAUAACUUUGUCAAGCUUGUAUCUUGGUAUGACAAUGAGUAUGGAUACAGUUUCCGUGUUGUUGAUCUAAUGGCCUAUAUGGCUUCUCAGUAAAAGUUGCCAUGGAUACCAGAUCAACAUAGACAUUUUCCGCUCAGAACUACAAGGUCGUUAUGGCAGUUUGUAUAGAUUUCAUCAAAUUGGUCAUUGAUCAAGAGUGGUUGGUCUCCAAAGUUUUGCUAAAGCAGAAAGAAGUUUUCUUUUUCAGAGUAAAACUUUCAUUUGGGGAUUUUGAUAAACUUGUUUACAAGUUUAAACACAUUUUCAUUAAAUGCCAUUAUGAUUAUUCUUAUUAUGAAAAUGCAAUUAACAACUUUCUAGCACUGAGCCAAUGACAUGUACUUUGCCAUGUACCCGAAUGCUACUCAACCAAAAAUGGUUCAAUGGUGCUCCAGCCAUUUGUGAUAAUGUUUCAGUUGUACUACAUGUAGCUUAUGGUUAAAAUAAUGACUGGUUGGUGAUAGAAUUUGUCAUUGUUAAAGUUGAGAAUUAGUACUGCUGUAGGAUACUCUUGGGAAGUUUGAACAAUAGAACAUGUAAUUCCCCCAAAGAUAGUGUGAAUUUAAGGAAUGCAAUUGUCUGCAGGUGCUGUGUUGGUUGGUUUACCUAGCUAGUCUUCCACUUCAGAUUAGUUUUCAUAUUGUCAAUGGAGUUCCUUCUGUUUUCUUUUUUGUUUUCUUUUAUUUCAAAGAAUAACUUGAUGCAUGUUUCCCUUUUUCAGUACAUAAAUGUGAAUAUUGCACAUUUCUUUUCCCAAGUUCAGGGAAGUAAAAUCUGAUAGUUAAGAAUUAAUGAUAUCUUAAUAUAUAUUGGUGAAAUGCUUAAAUAAUGUAUGUUGCAAUUAACUUUAUGAGUUUCAACCUCUGAUCUUUCCCAAUCAAUAGAAAAAACAAACCAAGUACAUAGGCUCACCAUGUUUCCUGUCAAUAGCUUUAACAUUUCCCAUGCCAGUUUAAGUACGGAACAAUUUGUAUUAAUGGCAAUUACAUGUAUGCUCUUAAGAUGUAAGAUCAUUUUAGCCAUCUUUACUUGAAGCUAUUACAAUACAAAUGUUCAUGUUUUCUUCUUGUGUUGCAGCAGCUAUCAUGCGUUAAAAUGUAUGAACAUGUAAGUAAAACAUCCAGGUUUUACAUUUCCACAAAGCUAAUCAUUUAAAAUAAAUUGGUACAUUUAGAUACUUGUAAGAAAUGUGAUCAGUGCAUUUAAAUAAAAUGUAUUGCUGUAGAUCCAUCAAUUUAGAAAUUCUAUUAGUAUAUCUCCAAAAAUAAAAGGCAAAAUCAGAGAUACAUGUCAAAGAUAAAAUAUCAGUGAUGGAAUUUGUUUAAUUUGUUUAGCCAGUUUAUUUCUAAUUAUUGGUUAUUUGGGAAUGUAUGAUUUAUGAAAGAUUAGUUCAGAAAGCAGUAAGGACAAAAAAGGUAUGUGUUUAAAAAAAAUGUUGCGUGCAGGUUUUUCCAGCUACCAAUACAUCCAUAACCCAGGGGCCGUUAAACCAAUUAUAUAAUUGUAAACCAGGCCUAGAAAAAAUUGGAGAUCCAUGAAUUUUGAUAUUUAGUUUGGUUUCAGAGACUUUCUUGAUGUAGCUUACCUGUACGACAUGUACAACAUGUAUAAAAUAAAUUAAGUCUUUACAAUUGGGCGUGAAAAAAAUACUUCAAAUUUGACACAAAAAGAGACCACAUCUCAGUUGGAUACAAUCUUUGUUGUCACAUUUUUUGGUAUACAAUUUAUAUUUAGUUUCAUUCAAGCAUGAAAAGGUCAAGGUUUUUGUUUUUAUAGACUUCUAGGUGUUUUUCAUUGAUUCUGGAGAUGAGAUAUUUGUAGCAAUACUAAUUGAAAACCAUUGUGUUGUGUUCCAAUAAAAUUUGACGAUGAGAAGUUCAAUUUCUUUCCCACA
Asterias rubens (European starfish) is the source of this 3016-nucleotide messenger RNA. RefSeq names its product glyceraldehyde-3-phosphate dehydrogenase-like. Gene Ontology annotation, biological process: glucose metabolic process. The transcript has 10 exons. The record is from RefSeq and is a predicted model, not a curated record. Gene Ontology annotation, molecular function: oxidoreductase activity, acting on the aldehyde or oxo group of donors, NAD or NADP as acceptor; NAD binding; NADP binding. Bases 172 to 1176 code for a protein of 334 amino acids. NCBI's taxonomy places the organism in Eukaryota, Metazoa, Echinodermata, Asteroidea, Forcipulatida, Asteriidae.